UAAAUAAAUUCACAUACUCCAUUUCAUGCCCUAAUAUUCAACCUAUUCAAUGACAAGAAGCAAUUGAUAAUACCUCACAAAUGGCGGGAAAAUUUUCUAUAUCUAUUCCAAAUGUGAGAGACGUCGAGUCAUUCAUCGAACCGUGCAUAUAGAACAGCAUAAAACCCUAGCGAACCUUCGACCCUUUUUCAUCAUCAAUCAGCAAAUCUUCGUUCUCUGAAACAGAGGUUUCCAUGGAUUCCAACCAUUUAUCUGCUUCAGCCGUUCCAUGGCUUUGGGUCACCGAAUACAUCGCAAGUUUGGAGCAUGUAGAUGCACCUGUUCUGAUGAAUUUGCUCAGAAUGAUACCCCUCGAAUGUGCUGAUGAUGUGGGAAAAAAUAUGAGGGAAGUCAUAAAUUUGAGAAUUUUGGAGGGUUUGUUCUCUCAGAGUCAGAGAAGCGAAACCCAAAAUGGUGAUUCUUCUGAGCCACAUUCAAAAAUUGUAAUUGAUCCAUCAGAGAGCUGUGAAGAUGUCUGUGAACGAAUAUUGUUUGAGAUGUCUGUUUCAAAUUUGAGAAGGGGUGCACCAGGGAUGUCAAAAUGGGAUGUUCAAUCCUUUAUCAUGCAUAAAAGAGCUUGCUUGCCUAAACCUACUUUACAACAGCUGAAGGAUGCUAUUCUUCAAGGUAGCCACCUAAUUCCUGCAUCAUUGAAGGAAAAGAGUGGGUUGGGAAUUAGAAAUCAAUCUGAAAAUAGAACCCCUGUAGCCGAUGGUGAUGAUCCUAAUAGCACCGUAUGGAGACAUGAGUGGAGCGCCGCAGAUGGCCAAACCAUGGCAGCACAAGGGAACUUUGUUACUUUGACUCCUGAAAAAGGAGAUGGUCUUUUGCGAGAAGACUCACCCAAAAGAAACUUGUUACCUGUCUUGGCUACUGGAAAUCAAGUGGGAGAAUUUCACGAGAGCCAAAAUUAUAUGGACAAUGGUUGUGACCCGCAUUCAAAUGCUGCCAAGAAGCUUGAGCAUGAUGCAACUUUUACCACUCUAGACAUAAGCCAGAAUUCAGUUUCUCUACAUGGAAAUGAACUACUACAUGAUUCAUCUGGAAGAACUGUAGAGCAUACUGGAAGAGGAGGGUGUGAUUUGGAGAGAGAACCUCAGGUUGGACGCGUGGAGGAAAGCUGGUCUCUAGUGGAUGGUGAUGAUGAGUGUGCUGCAUCAAAGAGGCAGAACAGUGAUGUCGACAGUGCUGGAUUGCAGCAUAAACAGCUACAUAUACCGUGCAAUGACAAUGAACCUCAAGAUAUGUCAGGAGAUGGACCUACCCAAAAUAUGUGUGUCGAUGAUGCUAAAGAUGAAGGUAAAGAUUCUGCUGAAAUGAGAGUGUCAAAUAGUUCAUUCCCAGAUGUAAUCAAGCAAAAAUUUUGUGUUGAUGAAGCCAGACAAAGUACGUCAAAUGAUGCACCAUGUAAUGAAGCCAAAGAUGAUAUGGAGCAUAAUUGUGAAUUCAAAACUUCAAGUGAUACCAGCUGGCAUCAUGUUGACAAGAUUGAUAUUGCCACUAUGAAAGAUAAUCUUUUGAGUUCUUGGAGCACAUACAGUCAAGAUUCCUUCUCAAUGGCUGAUUCAACAGAGCUGAAUCUUUGCGUCAAGUGUAACAAAAGUGGUCAGUUGUUGGCUUGUAGUGCCACUACCUGCCCAUUAAUGGUUCACAAGAGCUGCUUGGGCAGUGCAGCCAGCUUUGAUGACAGGGGGAACUUUUACUGCCCCUUCUGUACAUAUUCGCGAGCAAUGUCUGACUAUCUGAAACUUAAGAAAGAGGCUUCCUUGAAAAAGAAAGAACUGGCUGCCUUUACUGGUUUGGGGAUUGAACAACGACUAAAGAAAUGUUUUAAGAGAUUGCAACCAGAGCAAAUUCCAUUAAGACAAGAUGAAAACUUGGAUGAAUGCAAUGAAGCAAACUACGUCACAAAUUAUUUAAAUGAAGUCAGUAGCCCUCAAUGUAGGAUCAUAAAUGAUGAGCAACAAGAAGAGCCUUCAGCAUCUUGUGUCAAUCAUAAUUUACCUUGUGCAGAAAAGGGAGCAAACAUGAUUAAAGGAAUACUUGGUGUUUCAAUGGAAGAUCAACAAGAAGGGAAAGAAAUGGGCCAAGAGUGCCAAUCUACAAGCACCCUACAAGGUCAUCAGAUAGAAGUGCAGGCUUUUCAUCAUUUUGAUGGUGACGAAUCAUCUAGCAAAGGCAGAGAGAUUGUCGUUUGGAAUGGAGGACAUGCGGAAGUUGGAAUACAUCAGGAUGGUCUACAGCAACCAAUUAUUGUAUCUCCUCAUGUGCCCACUUGUCCACCAAAUAAUGAUGCAGGGCAAAGUUCAGGAGAAGAAAAUGAUAAGUCCAUCGCCUCAAAUUACUACAUACAAUGGAGGAAGCAAGAAACCCACUACACGUAUCCAGCAAUUCCUCAUUCAAGGCGAAAGAAAGUACCCUGGACAAAAAUGGAGGUAGAUAUGCUAAAGUAUUGCAGGAGGGAGUACAGAGAUUUUCUAGUGUUAAUGAAAGAAGUAUGUCAUGGAAGAAGGUUUUGGAAUUUGGAUGUAAUGUUUUCAAAGGUCGUACAACAACAGACCUCAAAGACAAAUGGAGGAACAUAUGCAAAGGAAGCUCAAGACCAAAAUGAAAUUGUCAACUCAGACAGACAGUUACAAAUGUAGAUAUGUCAUAUAUCCUGUUUUUUUGGUUUUGUACCUGAAGAUUCAUGUUUUGGUGAUCUUCACUAAUCCACUCUGUCCCUGAAGCUUCUUUUUUUUGGUAAUCUUCAUUGUCCCUUAAGGUUCAGCUUUUUGGUCUUCUUCAGUGCCCCUGAAGCUUUUUUUAAUCUAAAGAUGAGGUUGCUGACUUUGAAUUGCCCUUGUGUUACGGAAACUAUGCUUUAGAUGACUUGAAAUUGGUUUCAUUUCUUAAUAAUCCCUACUCCUGUUAUUUUCAAAAAUGAUUUUAAGGAGAGGUAUUUUGGAUUCAGGCAAUUAAUUAUUAAGAUUUUGAUAUAUGAUUUGUUGAAAUUGCCUUAUAAGCGUAAUGAUUCUAUGAGGAAACUAUCAAUAUUUCGAGUCCAUGCUCAAAUUAAAUCGAAGAAAUCAGGCAGAAAUUCAAGAGGCAUUAAGACACAAGUUCGUGAUCAAGAAGAAAGAUUUUCAAUUUAAUUUGGAUGUAGUCUUGAAGUUCCUGUUGCUAAUCUUGUGUACCUGCAUUGACUUUUAUUAUGUAUGCAACUUCAAUAUUCUCCUCUGGACAAAGUUUUGAGUGUCACCUUCCUCUUUUGCAAUGUAAUUUCAUGCCUUAAACCUUGG
This is a messenger RNA of Cornus florida, 3320 nucleotides long. RefSeq lists its product as uncharacterized. Bases 234 to 2684 code for a protein of 816 amino acids. Lineage: Eukaryota; Viridiplantae; Streptophyta; Magnoliopsida; Cornales; Cornaceae. The record is from RefSeq and is a predicted model, not a curated record. The transcript is spliced from 6 exons.